Juglans regia (Persian walnut) is the source of this 2404-nucleotide messenger RNA. Its product is annotated as rust resistance kinase Lr10-like. Gene Ontology annotation, molecular function: protein kinase activity; polysaccharide binding; ATP binding. The transcript is spliced from 5 exons. Gene Ontology annotation, biological process: protein phosphorylation. The record is from RefSeq and is a predicted model, not a curated record. The coding region runs from base 381 to 2213 and encodes 610 amino acids. Lineage: Eukaryota; Viridiplantae; Streptophyta; Magnoliopsida; Fagales; Juglandaceae.
AUAAUUCAGGUUCUGGUUUUCUGGGGUUGAGCUGAAAGGGUUUCAACGUCGUUAUCUGGCCAUUGCCAACACCCAUCUAGAUCUAAACUGCCAUGCACCGACUUCUUGGUCUGGAUAAUUUCCCUAUACAUGCUCAUCUACGAACAAGAAAAGCUUUGUAAUUGCUUCAAUCAGCUUGGGGAUGAUCAUUGGCCUCGUUUGCAUCGAUCAAACCUGAAGCAGAUAGGUAGACCUGAAUAUUCUGCACCCUUGCACAUCAGCAUACAGCACUCAUCUACUGCCAGUGCACCUCAACAGAAUCCACAACAAAAUGCUCAACAGAAUGGCUCACAACAGAAAGAUAAUUUGAUCAUUUCCUUUCAGCAAUUUAAGAGGCUGAAAUGGAAAUCUAUCACUUCCUCUUUUUGAUUUCACUCUUCAUCAUCAUGUUAUACCUCGGGGAGUGCCAAAAUGAGCAGUGUCCUGAAUUGCGGUGUGGAGAUGAAGGCCCAGCCAUUCGAUUUCCUUUCCGACUUAAAGGCAUGCAGCCACAUCGUUGUGGCUUUCCUGGGUUUGAUGUAUUCUGCACUCAUGCAAAUGAUACGGUGCUUGAGCUACCCAUUUCAGUAAAGCUCUAUAUCAAAAGGAUUGACUACAAAUCUCAAGUUAUUCAACUAUAUGAUCAAGACGAUUGCCUUCUCAGGCAACUUCUGGAACUUAAUCUAUCUUCCUCGCAUUUCCAAUACAAAGAAGAGGUAAACACUUAUGGCUAUGCCUUGUUCAAUUGUUCCUCAAGACAAGUACUACCUGAAUACAUUGAUCCCAUCUCUUGUCUUAGCGGCCUUGGAUACCAAGUUUAUGCCUUGGCAUCUAAUAUGGGUGACCCCAAACUCUUGAUGAUAAUUACAUCUUGUACAAGGAUAUAUAAUGAUCUACUCAUCCCAUAUGAUAUAAUAUUGAGGGGUCAUGAUAAGAUCCUUCCCUUGGAAUGGAAGGAACCAGAGUGCAGACACUGUGAAGCGAAAGGCAGGAUGUGUGGAUUGAAGAAUAACAGCACUACAUCAGAAAUAAAGUGCUCAUCCAAAUUAGACAAUACUCCAGGUGUAGGUGCUUCAAAAAAGAUAGUGGUUGCUGGUGCCAUCUUAGGUUCAUUUGUUUUACUACUAGUGGUCUUUGUAGUCUAUCGUUUCUACAGCAAUGACAAAGUAGAAAAGGAAUAUCAAGCAAGGAUCGAAACAUUCUUGGAGGAUUAUAGAAAUUUCAAGCCCGCCAGAUACAUGUAUACUGAUAUUAAAAGGAUUACAAAUCAAUUUAGUGAGAAGAUAGGCGAAGGAGCCUAUGGAACAGUAUUUAAAGGAAAGCUUUCCAAUGAAAUCCAUGUUGCUGUGAAGAUCCUAAAAUAUAGUUUCAAGGGAAAUGGAGAAGACUUCAUAAAUGAAGUGGGAACAAUUGGUAGAAUCCACCAUGUUAAUGUGGUACGCUUGGUUGGCUUUUGUGCCGAUGGAUACAGACGGGCACUAGUUUAUGAGUUCUUGCCAAAUGAUUCACUAGAUAAGUUCAUAUCCUCAGUAGAUGCAGCCAAAAACCGUUUCCUUGGUUGGGAGAAGUUGCAAGAUAUUGCUCUAGGCAUUGCCAAGGGAAUUGAAUAUCUUCACCAAGGGUGUGACCAACGAAUCCUCCAUUUUGAUAUCAAACCGCAUAAUGUCUUGCUAGAUCAAAACUUCAAUCCAAAGAUUUCUGAUUUUGGUCUUGCCAAAUUAUGUUCUAAGGACCAAAGUAUAGUAUCAAUGACAACAGCAAGAGGGACCAUGGGUUAUAUUGCACCAGAAGUGUUCUCAAGGAAUUUUGGCAUUGUGUCUUAUAAAGCAGACGUUUAUAGUUUUGGAAUGUUAUUGCUCGAAAUAGUUGGAGGCAGCAAGAUUUUUGCAGAUAUAGUGGAAAUUAGCACUAGCAAAAACUACUUUCCAACAUGGAUCUAUAACCUUCUUAUAGAACAAAAAGAAGACCUACAAGUCCUUAUUGAGGAUUAUGGAGAAGCUCAAAUUGUGAAGAAACUUGCGAUUGUGGGGCUCUGGUGUAUCCAAUGGCACCCAUUGGAUCGUCCUUCCAUGAAAGUUGUGAUUCAAAUGUUGGAAGGAGUAGAAGAUAAAUUAAUUGUGCCUCCUAACCCAUUUCCCUCUACAGGUGUUGCCAAAAUCAAUGCACAGAUGCCUCCAAGACGCGGUCUAGACUAGCUAGGAGUAAGAAUUAAGUCCGAAAUUAGGGUAAGUAUACUUAGAUUGUUGGUUUUUGGUGAUGUUGUAGGCUGCUCAAUUCUAAUUGUACAAUUAAAGGAUUGAAAAUACCAAUUGAACAGCCAAUGUAAGUGUUUCAAGCACCCCUAUAUAUAAUGGACUUCAUGUAACAUUUUAUUUUCUGAUUUUAA